GACUAAAAAAGAAAACACCGUUUCGCAAGAUUGCGGCAUGUCAGGAACGCGUGUUACCUCUGAGCUUGCUGAACAAGAAAAAUACGGUUUGAGCCCCCAAAACACCCCCUGUCGGUGUCUAAUCAGGGUCAAAGAAGGUUGUGAGGGCAGGAAACUUGUUCUAGUCCAGACUAGGAUGCCAUUGAAUCGAUCAAUGGUAAAAUUUUCAUCGAACAAAAAGCCAAAACCGUGCAGCAAACAUCACCAACAACAACAUGCCAAGCCCAACGAGAAAGCCUAGAUGAGGGUCCCAAGGGACCCGAACCAACCGAGUAACCAAUCACUGUAGGGGCUCUGGGUUGUGAUUCCAAAACGAACGACGUGCAUUCACGUCCAAGGGAUACACACCACCAAAUCGCUAUUUUCAGGUGAUGAGAAAAGACGUUGGAUCGCUAUGAAAUACGCGAGUGAUUCUCAAGGGUGGCGAGGGACGGUGGUUAUAUAGAAAAGGAGUGUUGCACUCGGGGCGCUGGCGAAAAAAAAGAAGAAAAAAAAAUGCUCGGGAUUCCAAGGCCGUCCUCAUGUCCAAUGAACCCAAGCUGCAAGCCGAUUUCCGUAGCCACCAAAGCAGAAAGCAGCCCUUCAUCAUCCCCUCCC
Messenger RNA from Pyricularia oryzae 70-15, 636 nucleotides. RefSeq lists its product as uncharacterized. The record is from RefSeq and is a predicted model, not a curated record. The transcript has 2 exons. Bases 38 to 280 code for a protein of 80 amino acids. Lineage: Eukaryota; Fungi; Ascomycota; Sordariomycetes; Magnaporthales; Pyriculariaceae.